AUGGUUGGCAAGGACAAAGCAGUGAAAAUAUCUGUAUCUGAAUAUCAGUCUUUGCUCAACUACAAGCCUGGAACAGAUGAGAUCACCAUUGCAGUGGCAUCUGAAUCAUGUCCCGAGGAGGAUUUGAAAGCUAUUGAGAGUCACUGCCAACUUCUUGAUUACUCUUAUGAGGGUCGCCAAAAAGCUGAGGACGUCAACAGUGGUGAGUCCUCAACUGGUACAUGCAAUGAUGGCGCUGCUGGUCCACAGUGGAAAGAUACACAUAUACCAGUAAGAUGUGAAAUCUGCGGGAGAAGAAUGAAAGGAUAUAUAUCACAGGUGAUCUCGAAGGAAGUAAAAGUUAUUUCCACCACCACCAAUGGCGACAAUAAAGUAGUGAAAAUUGCUGUAUCUGAAUGA
This is a messenger RNA of Dovyalis caffra, 399 nucleotides long. NCBI's taxonomy places the organism in Eukaryota, Viridiplantae, Streptophyta, Magnoliopsida, Malpighiales, Salicaceae. The record is from the annotation of a GenBank genome assembly.